Petromyzon marinus (sea lamprey) is the source of this 1332-nucleotide messenger RNA. RefSeq lists its product as uncharacterized. The record is from RefSeq and is a predicted model, not a curated record. NCBI's taxonomy places the organism in Eukaryota, Metazoa, Chordata, Hyperoartia, Petromyzontiformes, Petromyzontidae.
CCUUCUACGAGAUGAUCAACAACAACAACAACAGCAACCACCAAUCGUCUCUCCGAGACGGCGAAGACGCCGUCGCGUUUGACGCCAGCAGCCCCGCAACGUCGCACGCCGCGUGGGGACGGGAGCCCAUCCGGCCCCGCGGUGGACGCGCCAGGCGGAUAGAGGACGACGCGGCCAGAACCAACGAGACCUCGGCCGUCUACAACGUCCAGGCUCAGCGUCCCUUCGGCAGACUCCCACUCUGGGCCAAAGUCAAAACCUUCGACCGCCUCAACGUUCUGUGCCAAGUCGUCAUCACCCUCGUGCAGCUGUGGUUCUCUGUGCGUCGCAAGAAACCAACGAUGCUGGUGGCGCCCAUUGUGGGCAGGGUCAGAGGCCACAGACAAGCCCUCGCCCCUGCUCUUCGGGCGGCUGCAGCCCGGAGAAGACGCGCACGCAAUGCUGCGAGCAGACGCGGCCGCAACCAAGCCCACGUCCCCCAGCCUCCGCUGCUGCCCACGCCUCCAGCACCCGCGGAGACCAGCGCCGAGGAUCCCUGCCAGCUGAGCCCACCCAUGCCUACCCCUCCAGUGCCGGCGGAGACCAGCGCUGAGGAUCCCUGCCAGCUGAGCCCACCCAUGCCUACCCUUCCAGUGCCGGCGGAGACCAGCGCUGAGGAUCCCUGCCAGCUGAGCCCACCCAUGCCUACCCCUCCAGUGCCGGCGGAGACCAGCGCUGAGGAUCCCUGCCAGCUGAGCCCACCCAUGCCUACCCCUCCAGUGCCGGCGGAGACCAAGUCCCAUGAUCCCUGCCAGCUGAGCCCACCUCCACUGAUGCCCACACUUCCAGCACCGGCAAAGACCAGCGCUCGCGACGCUAGCCAGCGAGGCAUCCCUUCGCUGAUGUCUAUCGUUACAUCGCCGCCGGGUACCAGCGCUCGUGAUGGUUACCGCGGGCAAAAAACACCGCUGCUCGUCACUCCGCCACAAUCCACCGCCGCCACCGCCGCCACCACCACCGAUGCGCCCGCCGGAGCUGGUCCUCCGGUGUGGUUUGCCCGUCCGCGCCGCACGCGGCGCCGUCGGCGUCCCCGCCGUGACGCUGAAGACGUCCCACCAUGGCUCAAGUAUCGAGAUCCCAAUGGAUUCACAUUAACAUGAAGACUGCUCCCCAUACCAGGUGGUCUGGUAGCGAACGAUUCGCACGAACAAUACGUAGCGAUGCACGCACCAAGACCAGCGCACACACUCACACAGGCGGAAGGAACAGCACCGGACCAAAAUGGAUGCUUUAGAGGGGCUCUCUGCUGCUCCCUUUGGUGGACAUUGCCAUUUUGGUCGUGGUGGGCGGGAG